AUGAAGAGUGGUCCAGCAGAGCUGUUUAAGAGCUUUAGAAAAAUUGUUUUACCAAUCUUAACGUUACUUCUCUUACUCAAAAUCACUUUCUUUUCAUUUGAUACUAACACUUAUUCUUUGCUACAAAAUAUUGAACCACUCCCUAUUAAUCAUAAGGCCAUUACCCAAUUACUGUCUCCAGGAAUUACCAACAAUUCAGAGAAAACAGGGGAGAAACAGCAAUUAUGUAACAUCUUUGUGGGAAAAUGGGUGCCAAAUCCAAAGGGACCAUACUAUACAAAUGAGACAAACUGUGUGAUCGAUGAUCGACAGAAUUGUAUGAAAUAUGGAAGACCGGAUAGUGAUUUCUUACAUUGGAGAUGGAAGCCAAAUGAUUGUGAACUUCCACUAUUUGAUGCUAAUCAAUUUUUGGAAAUUGUUCGUGGAAAGACUUUGGCUUUUGUUGGAGAUUCAGUAGCAAGAAACCAAAUGCAGUCCCUCGUGUGCCUUCUAUCUAGUGCGGUCAUUCCUGUAGACGUAUCGGAGACUCCGGACACAAGAUUCAGGCGAUGGUUGUAUAAAGAUUACAACUUUACAAUCAUGGCCCUGUGGUCUCCACUGUUGAUCAAAUCCCAUGAAACUGAUCCUAGUUACACUCUCAUGAAUCUGUAUCUCGACAAGGCCGAUGAUGCCUGGGCAAGUCAGGUUGACAAAGCUGAAAUUGUCAUAAUCUCUGGAGGCCAAUGGUUCUUUAGGCCAUUUUUGUACUACGAAAAUGAUCAGCUCAUUGGAUGUUACCUAUGCAAUGAUAAAAAUGUUACAAAACAGAGCCAUUUUUAUGGAUACAGAAUGGCGUUUCGUACAGCUUUCAAGACCUUUUUAAGCCUGAAGAAAUUGAAGGGUCGAUUGGUAAUGCUAAGGCCAUACUCCCCUUCACAUUUUGAGAAUGGGGAAUGGAAUAAUGGAGGGAAUUGCAAUAGAACAGGUCCCUUCAAGAAGGAAGAAAUGAAAUUGGACGGUUACGAAUUGAAGAUGUAUAUGACUCAAUUGGAGGAAUUUAAGGCAGCAGAAAGGGAAGGUAGAAAAAGGGGCAGUGUCAAAUUCAAAUUGCUUGAUACAACUGAAGCAAUGGUAAUGAGACCAGAUGGACAUCCAAAUCAUUAUGGACAUUGGCCAAAUGAAAAGCAAAUACCUGAUUGUGUGCAUUGGUGUAUGCCAGGACCUGUUGAUACUUGGAAUGAGCUUUUGUUAGCAACUCUAAAGAUGGAAGGAGAUGGAUUUAUUCAGAGAUAG
Molecule: messenger RNA, 1272 nt
Organism: Solanum tuberosum (potato)
Lineage: Eukaryota; Viridiplantae; Streptophyta; Magnoliopsida; Solanales; Solanaceae
Product: protein trichome birefringence-like 21
Exons: 2
Coding region: 1-1272 (423 amino acids)
Cellular component (GO): Golgi apparatus
Molecular function (GO): O-acetyltransferase activity
Source: RefSeq, a predicted model, not a curated record